Messenger RNA from Hibiscus syriacus, 1656 nucleotides. Its product is annotated as ACT domain-containing protein ACR9-like. The record is from RefSeq and is a predicted model, not a curated record. NCBI's taxonomy places the organism in Eukaryota, Viridiplantae, Streptophyta, Magnoliopsida, Malvales, Malvaceae. Bases 49 to 1335 code for a protein of 428 amino acids. The transcript is spliced from 6 exons.
UCGCCGCCGUAGCACCCCAAUCUUCUAUCCACGCCGACAUCGACGACGAUGGGUAUUCCAUGUGACGACAUCGUUUUAAUCCAAUUUCCCAGAGACCCGUCGGAGCCAACCAUUGUCACCGUUAAUUGCCCCGAUAAGCCCGGUCUUGGAUGCGAUCUUUGCCGCACCCUUCUCGAAUUCGGGCUUUCAAUCACCCGAGCAGAUUUCUUGACGGAUGGGAGAUGGUGUUACAUAGUAUUCUGGUUGGUUCCCAGUGUUUCGAAUUCGUCUAGAAUUGAUUGGGAAAGCCUGAAAAAUAGGUUGUUGUCGAUGUGCCCUUCGUGUUUGCUUCCAUUUCUUCUCUUUAAUUAUCAGCAAGGAGGAGAUGGAAAUGGAGGCUCAACCCAUUCUUGUUCGGUUUAUUUGUUGGAACUUUGUUGCUUGGACCGCAAGGGAUUACUUCACGAUGUUACCAGGAUACUGUCGGACCUUGAGUUUUCAAUUCAAAGAGUGAAAGUUAUGACAACGCCAGAUGGAAGAGUUAUGGACUUGUUUUACAUCACAGAUGGAAUGGAACUUUUACAUACAAAAAAGAGACGAGAUGACACCAAGGAGCAUCUGAUUGCUGUUUUGGGGAAUUAUUGUAUCAGCUGCGAGCUUCAAUUGGCAGGGUCGGAAUAUGACAGCUUGAAGGCAUUGCCGUCUCUCCCUCCUGCAGUUGCAGAAGAGUUAUUUACCUAUGAAUUGUCUAGCAAAGACGCCAGCUCAAAGGAACUCAAAUCUGAUCUGAUGACACUGAAGAAGGCUACUAUUACUGUAGACAAUUUGUUGAGCCCUGCUCAUACAUUGCUUCAAAUACAAUGUGCGGACCAUAAAGGACUUUUUUACGACAUUCUAAGGACAUCAAAAGACUUUGAUUUUCAGAUCGCUUAUGGUAGAUUCUCUUCAAGUGUGAAAGGUUACCGUAAUUUGGACCUUUUUAUUCGGCAAGCAAAUGGAAAAAAGAUUGUUGAUCCCAAGCACCAAAAUGCUUUAUGUUCUCGUUUAAAGGAGGAGAUGCUUCACCCUUUUCGAGUGAUUAUUGUCAACCGAGGCCCUGAUACUGAACUCUUGGUUGCUAACCCUGUUGAGUCAUCUGGAAAGGGCAGGCCUCGAGUUUUUUACGAUGUUACGUUGGCGCUUAAAAUGCUAAGGAUAUGCAUUUUCUCGGCUGAAAUUGGAAGACAGUCGACUAGUGAUCGGCAGUGGGAAGUGUACAGAUUUCUUUUGGAUGACAGCCAUGAAUUUCCUUUAACGAGCAAUCGAGCUCGAGAUCAGCUUGUGGACAGAGUAAGAAGAAUAUUGAUGGGAUGGUGAGGCUGAUGGAAUACUUCGAUGACAGAUGGAUGGAUGGUUUUUCUCUGGCUGUAUGUUUCUCGACACUCCGAUCCUGUUGUAGCAUAUAUCACACAACUCCUUGUUGCAAACCAAUCGAUCCUGAAACAUGUUCGGAAGCAAAAGUUGUGUGAGAUUGCCGUCUGCUGUAGCCUCUCUUUCUUCUGGGGUUCUUGAAACUGUAACGUUACCCUCUUUUAAUGUAUAAAUAGCGGCCCAAAAGACUCUAAAAUAUAGGAUUCCAAAUCUGGUUUGGAAAAUAAGUAUUGCGCUGAGUUCUUGUAAGAGGAAGGUUGAAAAAUA